Xiphophorus maculatus (southern platyfish) is the source of this 7190-nucleotide messenger RNA. RefSeq names its product paired box 5 (gene pax5). Gene Ontology annotation, biological process: anatomical structure development; regulation of transcription by RNA polymerase II. The record is from RefSeq and is a predicted model, not a curated record. Gene Ontology annotation, molecular function: DNA-binding transcription factor activity, RNA polymerase II-specific; RNA polymerase II cis-regulatory region sequence-specific DNA binding. The transcript is spliced from 11 exons. NCBI's taxonomy places the organism in Eukaryota, Metazoa, Chordata, Actinopteri, Cyprinodontiformes, Poeciliidae. Bases 465 to 1739 code for a protein of 424 amino acids.
AAGAACAAAAUAGUCAUACUUUCCUUGCUUUACGUAUUUUGUUUAUUUUUCGUGUUUUGGAUGAAUAAUUGUUAAAAACUUAGACACAUUUUUGCCGACCUGGGACUGGCGCUACUUGACCCACAGCAGAAGAAAGGAAGACAGAAGCUCCUCUGGUUCAGGAGACACCACAACUAAUCCGCUGCUGUGAUUCCAAUUGUUCCUUCCUUCUAAUUUUUUUUUUUUUUUAGUUUUUUGACGUUUGAACGCCUCAUUUUAACUUUUUGAUGAAAUGUGUUGCUUUUACCUUUAAACACAGUCUUUUUUUAACAAGGAAAAAAAAAACUAUCUUUUUGAAGGAAAGCCUUUUUAGUCACUGGAAGUCCCAUCUGUCAUCAUAGCCCGCAAAGUGGAAGACCGAAGCGGGUGUUGUUUUUAAGAUCCUCUGGUUGCUUGAAGGGCCCUGGAGCCCCCUCUCUGCACCGAUGGAGAUUCAUUGUAAGCACGACCCGUUCGCGGCGAUGCACAGACAUGGCGGCGUGAACCAACUCGGAGGCGUGUUUGUAAACGGCAGACCUCUUCCAGACGUGGUCCGACAGCGAAUAGUGGAGCUCGCCCAUCAAGGGGUUCGACCCUGCGACAUCUCGAGGCAGCUACGGGUCAGCCAUGGAUGCGUCAGCAAGAUACUGGGCAGGUACUAUGAAACGGGCAGCAUCCGCCCUGGGGUAAUCGGGGGAUCCAAACCAAAGGUUGCUACACCCAAAGUGGUCGACAAGAUUGCCGAUUACAAACGCCAAAAUCCCACCAUGUUUGCCUGGGAGAUCCGGGACAGGCUCCUGGCCGAGAGAGUUUGCGACAACGACAGCGUUCCCAGCGUCAGCUCCAUCAACAGGAUCAUACGGACUAAGGUUCAGCAGCAGCCGGGUCAAGCGGGCUCGGUGUCGGCUCACAGCUUAGCGACGUCUGUAGCUGCCACGCAGGUUUCAGCGGUCACCAGCGACUCUGCUGGCUCGUCAUACUCAAUCAGUGGCAUCCUGGGAAUCAGCUCUGCUGCUGAUGUGGGCAAGAGGAAGAGGGAUGAAGUUUUACAGGAGUCACCGCUGGCUAACGGGCAUGGCCACAGUGGGCGGGACUUCCUCAGGAAGCAGAUGAGAGGGGAGCUGUUCUCGCCGCAGCAGAUUGAGGUAUUGGACCGCCUCUUUGACAGACAGCCAUCUUGUCCAAUCCAAACCACCACUGAGCUCUAUGUGAGCCCUGACUCUGGCAAGACAUCGGACUACUCGGCCAUGGCCUCUCUAGCAGGCGGACUGGACGAGAUGAAGAACAGUUUGGCCAAUCCAGGCACAGGGACGGAGUUAGGAUCCAAUGUGUCUGGCCCACAAUCCUACCCGCUAGUUCCAGGUCGAGACCUGGCCAGCACAACUCUGCCAGGCUACCCUCCUCAUGUGCCCCCAACUGGACAGGGCAGCUACUCCACUCCCUCGCUCACUGGCAUGGUACCGGGAGGAGAUUUUUCUGGAAGUCCGUAUUCCCACCCACAGUAUUCCACGUACAAUGAAUCAUGGAGAUUUCCAAACCCUAGUCUAUUAGUGUUUCAGCAGGAUUAUGGGUCUCUCCUGGGGACGGAGAUCGGAUGCUCGUCCAGCCUCUUCACCAGUCAGGCAGGACAAAUGCAAGGAUCACCGUAUUAUUACAGUGCAACGUCAAGGGGAGCAGGCCCUGCUGCCACUGCAACAGCCUCUGCCUACGAUCGCCACUGACCCCUCCAGAAAGAAGAGAAGGAUGGAGAGCAGGAAGACCAGGGAGGAAAUAAAUGGAUAGCACCAGCACCGUUCAGUAAAAACCUGCCUGUACGAGCAAGGACUGAGGCAAGAAGGAGUUUUUCAGAUCUUUUGACAUCAGUGAUGUUUGCUUUUCAUUUGAUUCCAAACCAACAAACAUUUGUUUUGGCUUCAAAACAAUACUGCCUGGUUGUACAUUACUGUACAAAUACAGAAAACAUUUUAUUAAAAGUACCAUUACAAAUUUGGACCCUCCUACAUUAUGUUCAGACUUUUUUAUUUCCAUUCAUGAAACCCAAGAAGUCAAGCUAGUUGUUUUGUUUAGAGACUGCUAUAUAUUUGAACAAAUCAGAGCAAAUCCCUUCUUAGACAGUACUUUUUAUGACUUGACAUCAAUCAAUUUUCUAUGCCAUGCUGCAGUGGAGUGAAGACAAUCCAAUCCUCAUAAAUCUGAAAGACCAAAAUCCUCCAUGAAUUUAUUCUACUUUGUUUUCUGUGGCUUCAACACAACUAAUCUAGAAACACAAUGUUGAACAAGUAACAACUUUUUAUGGCAGAAGUAUACCAUCCCUCUAUCUUUACUUUUUGUUACUUUGUUUGAGCCUUUUAUGCCAGCUGAGCACAAGGAAGAAAGUGUGUAGCAAUGGUAUUUAUACCCUUUUCUGUUACAACCACAAACCGUGAAGGAAAAGAAAAUGACACAUUCUUUUAACUGAAAACCCUCCUCAUAGCAUGAUGCUGCCACUAGUUUCCAGGAUGAUGUGCAGUGUUCCUCAUUUCAGCUGCAUACUACUUUGUGUUGGUAUAUCAAAUAACAAACAGAAAUUACAAUGAUAUUUGUGGUUAUAAUGUAAAGGAAAAAAAUCUGAGGGGCAUGAAUACUUUGCCCUGUAAAGUAUUCAGGAGGCUGGAGUUAGUUUCCCAAAGUGGCAUUUUUUAGCUUUCUGGUUGUAAGAUUCAAUAAAAACGUAUCAAAUGUGCAGCCUGAUUAGCUCAUCAUCACUUAUAAUCACUGUUUAAUGGUGGGGUUUGGCAAACAUCAGCACUAUUACCUAAUAAAACCUGCAUCCUCACAACAUGGUUAUAUUUAGAGAACGGGCUGACCGAUGCCAAAGAUGGCAACCACCACUCACUUGCUUGGAAAUUGUUUGACUGGUAAACCAGAAGCAUUUCUUAGCUUUCCCACAUCAUGUGCAAAAUAGCAUUUUCAUACACUGUACGUGCAGACAGGUUAGAAUCAAACUUGCUUGUGAAGGCACUGCAGAGAUCUUAACAGAUUUAAAACCUAAAGUUUUAAUAACACCUGACCUUUUUGUUUUCCUUACAUAAAUGGCAAUGUUUUAACCAGUUUUGAUCUGACCUAAAGAGAGAAUACUGAGAGAUAUUUUAGUUGCAAUAUUUCAGAUAACCAGGUGGAAAUCAAAUCAGUUUUAGAAGUUUCAGGUUGUCUCAAUUUAUCCAUGCCUUCAGAUCCAUGCUUGCAUUUAAGUGGCGCAAAUGACAUCAGACAACUAGAGUAUUUACCCUUUACAGAUGUCUUCUGCUUCUUUCUUUAUGAGUGACACAUUUAUUUAUUGAGAAGAAAGCCAUUAAAACCAGCUUCACAAUUUAAUUGUACCCCUGCUUAAUUUUACAUUUACUGUGAUUUAACAAAUUGUUUUUGGUUCAAUUUAAUCAGCCAAAUCUCUGGACCUGUAAAAUCAGGUAUUCUCCAAUCACAUCUCAAUGCAAAGCAAAACUAACAAAGAGACAAAGCUAUUGACCUAUCUGUCUGACCAGAGUCACAAAAUAAUUGUAUAAGUCUUUGGGACAGUUGACAAAUUCAGAAAACAUCCAACACUUGUGAACUUUUGCAGGAGUGGACAGCCUUCUAAAAUUAUUCACAAAUUCAUCCUUAUCCAUAAGGUCCCCCGAAAAAAACAGAACAACGUCUGCAGACCUGGCUUGCCUCAGUUAGAGUCAGUGGCGAAAUUGUAAUCAAAAAGAACCCAAAGGCCUGUAAGGCAUCUUAAUUUUUCCUGGGAAUUUAGGGAAACAUUUUCUGGACUAGUUUGAAGAAAAGUGGAAAGUGUGUCUGAGGAUUUCUGUGUCUGUAUUUAAAUCAGGAGAGAAAAUGUUUGAUGAUAUGAAACAUUAAAGUGUGACCAUAGCAGAAGCACAAGACAUCUGCAAAGUGGCAAAUACUUUCUCAUAGCACUAUACAUGCCUGUCAGUAAAGCACAACCUAAAAUCUGAGCCCUCCACUAUAUGAACUGUUCAAAUAAACCAAAAAUCUUUCCCACCUAUUGUUGUCACUGUACAUUAAGGUGCUAUCCUACCUCCCCAGCAAAGAUUUUGUAGUCCUGUUCAAGAGCUAUUUAUCAUGGAGGAGACACAGAGUAAUAUAUUCAGAGGUUUUCCUGCGCUGCACUCCUGGGUGAGAGUAAACGCUUGUGAUUUAUGAUAGUGUCAUGUGCUAGAAUAGUGAUAAUAUGAUGUGGAUGACGAUGCAGUUAAUAAUGAAAUCUGAAAAACCUUCAGUACAAUAAGAAGUCUUUGUUUAUAAAUGUGAUCAAAUUGAGAUUUUCCUGUUUAUAGUUUGUUGCCUGGUACCAAUGGACAGAGGCGUCUCCUGCAAAUGUUCAGAUCAAGAACCAGGAAUCAACCCUUGUUUUCUCGUUCUCUGGUUCUCCUGUGCUGUUGAUUACUUUUUUUAAAACUCCCCAAAGAUGGCUCCCCCUAGUGGAUUGGCUGACAAAAGCACAAAGAGACUCAAAUCACUGUUUUUAUCGAGUUCUUCUCCUCUUCUUUCUGACUGCUUGUGUUGUUUGAGAUACUGAAAGAAUUCCUAUAAAGCUUUGUUUUUAUGAAAAAUCUGUGAAAGGUUUCUCCUGUUCUUUCAAGUUGACUUUGGUUUAUUCCCUACAUCACUUCUGCGCUGCGACAAUUGCUUGACACCAGGGUUGAGGCCUUACCCAUCAUGUUUAGAAUAGGAUAGACUUGCCUUCUGGCAUUGAUCUGAAAUCAGUGUGUUGUUCUUCACACACAUCAGAGUGUGCGGGCAACGUCUUCCUUGUUCGCAAGAUUUAAAGAAAUCAGUGAAACAGAAAACAAUUUUAUUUAUUCCCGUUCAAAUUUCAGAGUACAAGUUUUAUUCAUGAAAACAGCAAACAGUUUAAAGCCACUCGCUGUGGAUUUAGCAGAUAUCUGCAAGUGUUUACAAAGUCUUUGGUUUCCUUUCUUUAUCAUGGUUGGCUCGCUAUUGUUCAUCAUUGCUGCUGUGCAGUUUUAGUAAACACCAAAUCUACAGUGGGGAACAAAACAGAGGUUUACAAACCUCUGCUAAGCAAGAUCAUUUUAAAACUUUACUCUUUGAUCUUUUUAUUUUAACUUGUAAUAGAUUUGAUCAUUUUACAUUUGUAAAAGUUCUGCAUCUACAUCGCUAAAGAAGAGUUGUGUGACAGCGGACCUGCUGGUCCUCAUCUCAGCUAUAGACUUUCCUUUUUUCUGUCUUUUUCUCUCAGUCCUUCUGAGGCAUUAUUGAACCUGAACCACACCAGCUGAAAACAAGGACAGUGCCUUUGGUUUUAUAUAUGUCGACAUCCCCCUUACUGAAUGUGAGACGCUAAAACUAAAAUUGGCCUCACUGUCUCUUAUGUCUAUUAAAAUACUCUGGACAUCUGCAUUUGUAAAUUCAAACAAACCUCUUAACAGUAACAUAAAGCUUCACCUUCCACACCUAAAACUGAUCUACCACAGUCUGAGUCAUAGAUGAGGGAAAUGAAUGUGUUUUCAAUCACAGACCUGCUAAACUUCAUUCUCUUUUAUCAGCUCUAUACAUGGCAGCAUAUUGCUCAGAAUAAUUAGACGAUAAAUUUGAUUUCUUAUUUAGUUGUCAGUAUUUUAACCGCUUCUGACUUAAAGUUUAGUUAAUGUUCCUUCCCCUGUUAUGAUAAAGUUGCCAAGAUGUGCACUUUUGUAAACACCAGGCAGCUCUCUUGAUGUAGACCUGAGAGCAGAUCAAUCGGUGAAUCGAUAGCUGUAUCAGCUGCACUCCACUUACUUUUAUACUAGAACAUUCAGAAGCUGUCAAUGUAGCCCAUAAAGAUAAUGUUAUCUCAUAUUAAAUGUCUUUAUUUUAUAUCUUAAUAGCUUAAAGAGAUAUUUUGGUCAGCCAAAAUCAGUAAUAGCAAAACUCUAAUUGGCGCAUCUCUAGUUAAUUUUAUUUGAAUGUCAAUGACUUUUGUUGGACUCCCGACAGAAAACACACAGGCCUGUAUGGAUGCUUCCAAAAGCCAAGUGAAGAUGAUUAACUAAGGUUUAACUUCAAAGUACUGUAGUAUGCUAGGUAGUUAAAAUGUUGAAGUGUAGCAAGUCAGCGUCAAAUCACUUUACAAAAAGUCUGUCAUCUUGAUGAAAACCAACAAUCAGAAACUAUGAAUAAGCCUUUAAUAUUCAACUCAGACUGUUUCAAAUGAAAUAUUUAUGUAUUGUAUGUAAAUUGAGGGCAGGUCACCCCAAAUACUGUAGAAUGCUGUUUUACAAGAGGAGAACAAAUACUAAUAUUGUGCAGAUUUGUACAUUGGCACAGGAACACAAUGUAAACUUAUCAAGAGUUAUAAUAUUUCUAUGAAUAUUUCCUUAUCGACAGAGCUUUUGGCCUGGAUCUGUGAUUGAAAUGUUCACAUUCAAGAAAUGCUGAAUAAAACAGUAAAAAGAGAUGCCACACAGGCAAACACACCCGCUUCCUUUCAGAUACAAAUCUAACCAACACAAAAGAUACAACCCAGCCAGCUAAUGAUCGAAAAUAUUUACAUUCACACGUUUAUGGGGCAGCAGCCUCAAACAGGCUAAACUUAGCGCCUGCUACCUUUUGCAGCUCAGAAUCAGCUGGCGAUGCAUUAACAGGAUUAUUUGUUAACUCUGCGUCUCAUAGAGAAACAGCCUCUCCUGCCACUGCUUUGACCCAACGGGUUCACAUGGGGAGAGAAAGGAUUGUCUCUGACCAGCAGUGGUUUCGAUUUGCAGCUGUGACAUUGACUGGGAGACUUGUCAUUGCGGGUGGUAGUGACUGUAGAAAGCGUGCUGGGCAGAGGCCACACACAUACAGACACACACCCACACACAUUCUUAUAGAAAUAUUAGUAUAGACGCGCUCUCUCCCUCCCUUUGUCCUCUGCAAAGUGGUGAUCGCCCCUCCUCUUGUUCCCCAGGGGAGCCCAAACCUGCUGUGCCAUCACAAGCUCGUCCCGUUUCUCCUCUCCCCCCCAAUUCCUCGGCCCUAAUCUCAUCAUAUCUCAUGCACUCAUCUUCCUCACUUCACUUCUCUGCUGUCCUCCUGUAGGACUGCCACACCACCAGGAUAAGGUAUAGCAGAACUGUGUGUUGAUUUCAAGCAUGUGACCUUUCUUGAAAAGUUCUCCUUGUUUCAUCAGACAGCUCUGUUAAAAA